Messenger RNA from Alternaria arbusti, 2766 nucleotides. RefSeq lists its product as uncharacterized. The transcript has 5 exons. Gene Ontology annotation, biological process: regulation of transcription by RNA polymerase II; DNA-templated transcription. Gene Ontology annotation, molecular function: RNA polymerase II cis-regulatory region sequence-specific DNA binding; zinc ion binding; DNA-binding transcription factor activity, RNA polymerase II-specific. Lineage: Eukaryota; Fungi; Ascomycota; Dothideomycetes; Pleosporales; Pleosporaceae. The record is from RefSeq and is a predicted model, not a curated record. The coding region runs from base 1 to 2766 and encodes 921 amino acids. Gene Ontology annotation, cellular component: chromatin.
AUGUCCGAACCAAGUGAGACCGGAGGCCUCCCAUUGGACUUGAACACACACCAGCAACAGCAACCUACAGGCAGCACCAUUCAUCAACCAUCACCACCUCGUGUCGACUACCGCAAAACAUCACAGUCAUCUAACGAUCUACCCAAAGCAUCCAAGGCUGCCAGCCCUCGCCGUCGUCCUGGAACCACCAAACAAGCGCCGUCCGGCCCCCACACCGGUUCCUCCCGCUCUGAAGAACAGCCAGGCUUGAGCCCUACCAACAUGUCAUCUCACAACAACAUCCAUUACACCCGGACUGGGCGUAUCAGUAAAGCAAAGAAGGGACUUAAAGUUCAUAAUUGCGAGAACUGUGGAAGAGAAGAUGCGCUUAUCUGCCAAGUCCCUGGAUGCGGCAAGACCUUCGUCCGUGUUGAUCUUCUCCAAAGACAUCAGGAGCGACAGUACGCGGAACCCAGAGUGGUCUCAACAGCCAUGCUGACUUCCAACAGCAACGAGCCUGCGAGAGACUCUCCCGAGCAAAGUCCAGAAGGCUCCCCAGAGCCCACAUCCAUGUCUUUGCCCGCUCUCGAGCAGCCUAUGAUGGAGAUGACAACCAACUCCGCAAGCACAUCCUUUUACGAGACCGUAUCUCCCGUGCAGGAGACGGCGCCAUUUACAAGCCAACCAAAACAUCAUCGCUCGCACAUCAACCGCCAGUCUGGAUCAAUGUCGGUAGCAAUGGAAGCUAUGACACCGGCUCUAUGGCACGAGCCAUACAGUCCCACCCCAGGGUACUCCUCAUCGAGUGGGUAUGCAUCGCCGAUCGCAUCGACCGACUUCUCCGUGUUUGGCAACCCAUCCUAUCGAGCACGCACGCCCUCGAACGCAUCCAUGAUGGACCCAUCCUGGGGAUACCCAUCACGAUCGCCGGCCUCGACCACCUCAACGAUGGCAUACACAUGGGGUUCGAACGACAAGGGAUCAACAGCCCCUAACCUCGCCUACAUGAACGCAUGCUCCUUCCCUAUGACGAACAUGUCGAUACCGACAAGCAUGGAUGCGAUGACCGGGUACGGACACUUCGGUCCUAGAACACUGGUCCAGAGGGACGAAGAAGAGGGGGUGAUGCUCUUUGGAGAAGAACAAUAUGGUAUGGCUUCGAUCGCACACACCCAACCGUUUGAGCAAUAUCUUGACUAUUUCUGGAGGCUCUUUCAUCCCACUUUCCCCAUUGUCCAUCGACCUACCACUCUGAACCCGUCACCGAUGCUGCGCGCGGCCAUGAUCGCUAUCGGCAGCCAGUACUCGGCCGAUUCGAGCGACAAGAAAAAGGGCCGAGACCUCCACGACCGAUGCUUGAAAUUGCUUGAAUGGAGGGAUCUCAAGGGUUCGACGGAACCGGACCGGUUAUGCGAUUUUCAGGCGAUGUUUCUCAUUGAGGUGUUGUCUCAGUACCGUGCUCGUCGGGCAGCCAAGGUCUUGUCGUCACGCUUCGACAAGGUAUACCACAAGGCGGUUGAAGAUUGCAGGAGCACGACUUCGAAAGCAGCAGAGCUAUUAGCUAGCCUCGCACAACUCGAGCAGGUCACACCGGAGCACUGGACCAGCUGGGUUGAGCUAGCUACCUGGCAACACUUGUUCUUGUCUUGUUACAUCCUUGAGUCGCAGCAGCCUAUUCUACUCGCCCGCGAAGCUCUGACUUCUCUCAUCCAUGACAGCCGCUUCGACAUCCCCUUCCCAGCGCAUGGUUCUCUCUGGGAUGCGACCAGUCCCAUCGAGUGGGCUGCAGCUGCUCAGCAGUACCCUUACACGCCAUCAUACGUCGACGAGGUUACUUCCACGUCCCUACCAAGGCCUCUCGAUACCUUCCAAUCAUCUGUCAUCCUCUCCGUGCACUACAGUCGCCACAAGGCCUCAACACCAUACAUGUCCUCAUCGACGACCUCAAGCCUCGAACAUCUGCUUGACGACGCACCUGCCACUAAGCGCAUGCUAUCCGUAGCAAGGCUAGUACAAGUAACACCUAUUCGCGCCUUGUUGGCUGUCGCAUGCGAGUCAUGGAUCUUCUCCGAGAAAGUCGCUACCGCCCAAGCUUUCGCAGCGUUGAAGACCACCCUCCGCACAUGGAUCGCACAGCUAUGGUGCACGACCGAGACGGAAGGCGCGCCCGUCAAAGAGGCACUCAAACUCUCCAUCGACAUCCUCCAACAAGCCGUCUCGGAACAAAGAGAUCGCAUCCCCCUAGAAAUGGGCACAGACAUGUCCGUCUUCUUCGCCGCCCUGGUUCUCUGGGCUAUCACCGUCGCAGCAACUACCCGCACCAAAGCCGCCCAUCAGAAGGCCAGACAGCAAAACCGGCGACCAAGCAACUCCGAGUCUCCACCGAUAUUCUCCCCUACGACAUGGGCCUCAGCACCACCAACCUCCUCUUGUUCCUCCACCUCAACCAGCCAACCCCACUCCCCCAUCAUCUCCGCCACACCCGAAAACCCUCUGUUGUCGCACGCGCAAAUCAUCAUCAAUACGAUUUCUUUCCUCACAGACACCCUCGCCAUGUCCGAUACCACGGCUUCCACACACCAGCAUCUUGCAGACCAUGCGCGCCGCCAGACAGGUUGUAUCAGCCUGCUACUGUGGGUCAAGCUUCGUCUUCGUGGUGUUUCACUUGAAGAUCAGAGCGGUGCUGCGGCUGAUGCGUCUAGUGAGGGGCUGGGUGAGCUUUUGGAGGGUGUGGUGGGGUCUAUUGAGACGAUUUUGAAGAAGGGGUGGGGGGAUUGGGGGAUCUGA